UAUUGGGCCUCACAGCGCAACCCCCUCUGUGCCUGUAUUGCAGGGCUGUACCCAGACGAGGCUUUCUCCCCUAGAAUUAUAGCUUAAGGAUCGACUGCAGAAACAAAUUGUAGCCCCCCCCCCACAGUAGAAAGUAAUGGUACAAUCCCAUACCCUAUAGAGCAGGGAGCUGGUUGUAGGGCAGACAGGCCUAAAAGAGCAAGGAAUACAAAACAGUCUCUGUCUAUACUGUCCAAUUGCAUGCUGGGUAUUGUAGUUUUAUAUUAAUCCUAUCUGUAGGCUAAUUGUUAGAUACAAACUACAUUACCCAGCACACAGUGGGACACGCAUGUCAGGUUUAAUAGGGGAAAACUUUGACUAGUUUCCAAACUACAAACCCGCCAAGGCUCCAAAAAAUAGCCCAAAUUAGCGGGUUUGUACUUUGGAAUCCUGCCUGGGCUUUAAGUUAGUAGCCCAAUUUGGCAACCCUGGGCUGCAGUGCCACCAGGCAGGCUAUGGACUGUGAGAUUGGUCACAAUUUCUCAGCCUUAUGGCACUCACAACCACCUAUUAUAGUGCCCAGUUAUGUGCUGCCGUGGCACAGUCAAUCCCGCUUCCCCAAAAGGGCCACUCUACCUUGUGGUAUUGUUCUCCUUGUGCAGUUGCCCAGUGACUUUCAAUAGCUAAAAGUGAAUGUACUUGUGGUUCAGCUUGCAGUUUCAGCUUUUUACUGAUAGUUUAGUCACAAGGCAGUUCUCUCAGGCCUCCUAGUGUACUUUACUUCCAUUACAAGGGGCCGUGGGCUAGCAGUCCUGUGAUAUUGUAUGAGAGAGUCCUGUGCGGGCCUAGACCCAACUACACAUUGCCCCUGCCCCCUGACCUGCUACCCAACCCUACCAGCAGUGGGUUAACUUUAUACUGACUAGGGGACUAAAAUGGAUUUGACUCCAUCCGAGAAGGCAGAUGAACCUGGUCAGAAAAGCAAAUCUUUAUUUUCCACAAGAGGCCCGGGAGAGAUUUGUAGAUCAGAGCCUACUGGCAACCUAUUAUAUGAUUUAGCUUAUUGUACAGCACUGCAGAAUAUGUAGGCGCUUUAUAAAUAAAUGUUAUUAAUAAUAAUAGCUAAAUGCACAGUUAGCCAAAUAGAGCCCCUUCUCAUAGUAGGGAAAAUGUCCUGGCUUUUUGUAUAUUAUGUAUUAAUAUGACGAAUCAGUGCCAGCAUAGCUAUAACUCUGUAGUAAGUACAGCUCUGCCAGUAGGGAUGCCUCCUAACUGGUAAGAAUGAUGCUUGAUGCCAGUGUUAUUAAUAGGGAAAAAUAUAGAAAUGCUGGUAUAUUUUUUCCAGAUAAAGGUGGUAACCCUAUCCGCUGGGGAAAUUAAAGCCAUAGUGACAUCCUUCCAAUAAUAUGCUUAUGGUUACCACAAGAAAAGAUGGAUUUGGCCAACCAUGGACUAAUACUGCUGCAGCAGUUAAAUGCCCAGAGAGAGUUUGGUUUUCUAUGUGACUGCACAGUUGCAAUUGGUGAUGUCUACUUUAAGGCUCACAAAUCUGUCCUUGCAUCAUUUUCCAACUAUUUCAAGAUGCUCUUUGUACACCAGACAAGUGAAUGUGUUCGUUUGAAAUCAACAGACAUCCAACCAGACAUAUUUAGCUAUCUAUUACACCUUAUGUACACUGGGAAAAUGGCACCUCAGCUUAUUGAUCCUGUACGACUGGAGCAAGGCAUCAAAUUUUUACACGCCUUCCCCCUCAUCCAAGAAGCCAGCCUUGCAAGUCACGGUGGAUUUUCCCAUGCAGAUCAAGUAUUCCCAUUAGCAUCAUCUCUGUAUGGUAUUCAGAUUGCUGAUCACCAGAUAAGGCCCCCUGCAAAGGUCACUCCAGCCACUGAAAAGGCAACUCGUGAUACUCGGUCACAAACCUCCAGGCUGGGUCAAGAUACCACAUCAGAGAAUGUACAAAUAAGUCAGCUUCCGUCUGCACUUCCUACAGCUAACCGCACAAAUCUAACUUUCUCUGAAACAGUUCAUGCUCCCCUGUCUCCUGAAGCCAGUUCAUCUGUGCUCCCAACAGCAACUUCUGUGGAGGAGAACAGCAUGGAGGAAUCGCCAACUGAUGAGCAAAAUACAUCACUGACAAUUGCGCACGUCAAGCCGAGCAUCAUGAAACGGAAUGGUAGCUUUCCUAAAUACUAUGCCUGUCAUCUGUGUGGCCGUCGCUUUAACCUGAGGAGUAGCCUUCGUGAGCACCUUCAGCUUCAUACAGGAAUACCAUUUAGUUCUGCUGCUGGACAGACAGAGACCAGCAUAUCCCCCUCUUUUUGCAACAAUGGAGCUGAUCUAGGAAAAGAAUCCAUGGAAACUACAGAGGCUGGCAUAAUAAGUGACAGUGAUAUGCCACAAAUUUCUGACUCUCCAAUCAUUGAUGGGCAGCAGCAGGCAGAAACCCCACCCCCCACCGACAUUGCAGAUAUUGAUAAUCUUGAGCAGGCAGACCAGGAAAGGGAAGUGAAGCGUAGAAAAUAUGAGUGCAGCAUUUGCGGGCGAAAAUUUAUUCAAAAAAGCCAUUGGAGGGAACACAUGUAUAUCCACACAGGAAAGCCAUUCAAAUGUAGUACAUGUGACAAGAGCUUCUGCAGGGCUAACCAAGCAGCGAGGCAUGUGUGUCUAAAGAGUUCUGAUACCUACACGGUGGUGGACAAACAGACUCUGGAGUUGUGCUCGUUUGACGAAGGCAGCCAAAUGGACAACAUGCUAGUUCAAACAAAUAAACGUUACAAGUGCAACGUCUGUGACAAAACUUUCUCAACACCCAAUGAGGUGGUCAAACACACGUGCCAAUCGCAAAACUCAGAUGUCUUUGCUCUGGAAGAGGAAGGGAAGCCCCUCCUGUUGAGCAGUGGGGACUCAGAGGCUGCAGAUAAUGAGCACUCUAUGCUGGCAUCUAUUAAAAAAGAGCAAGAAGGAGUGCUGGAUUAAUUCUGCUCUUUAUAUACUUUGUUUCCUUCUAAAUGCUUUUUUACUUAGAAACUGCUGUUUUUUUUUUGUUUUUGUUUUUUUUUUUUAAUCACUUUUUCUUUCUUCUACCACGUGUGUAGAGUAGAGAGCGAAACUCACAGGUCGGCAAAGGAAACCAUGCUUUUGUGUUAGGUAACCUUUUGCAUUAAGGCUCCCUCUUGAUUCCUAUUUUAUAAUACUAUUUGUUCUGUUGGUCCUACACAACUGGAAAGAUGGCCCUUUUGUCAGUAGAACUACUGAGGCUUGUAAGUGGAACAUGUUUCGGAAAUUGAAGUGUUUUUGUGAAUAAUGGAAAGCAAGGAUUUGGGGUAAAAAAAUAAAUAGAAAUGCAUACACAUUUAAUAUAUCAUGAAUUUUUUUCAUCAUGUUUAUUAUUGAUCAUACGCCAUACUGCACUCACUAACCAAUACUUAUAUCCAUGGUCCAUAAAUACAAAUUUCUAAUCUCCAGAGCUCUUGGAAGGGUUUCUUUUUAAAACCACAUCAUUUUAUAUUAUUGGGAAGCCUAAUCUCUCUAGCUGAGAUCGUAUCAUUUGAAUCCAGUUAGUACAAUAGCAGUCCUCAUUAUGCAAUAGGUAUAGGUCACUGAGGUUCAGUGUCGCCGUGGAAGUUCAGUUUAUACAUAAUGGUAUAAAAUGAUGCUUGCCAGUAGACCUCUAGUAUCUCUAUAGAUAAUCAAGUGCACUUUGUUGGCACAAUAUACCAUCAUACAAAUAUUCAAUACACUGUUGUUGGGAGACAAUACAAAAAUAGGACACAGUAGAGGUACCGAAACUAGGAUACCAUUUGCAGCACAUUUUCUUGAAGCAAACUAUUUGUUAUGUUACUCCUCCACCCAAUAGCAAUAUCUAUAUUUUAUAUAAGGGUUGUAACCCCAAAACCAUUCAUAGGUCCAUGAUUCAAACAUGGCUCUUUUCUUAGAAAAUAUUUUUAGUUUGCUUAGGGUCCUAGAUGUAUUUUGUCCUCUUUACUUGUAGAAGACAUAUUUGUCUCAUCAGAUACAGCAAAGCUGUGUGUGUUUUGUCUUUCUUUUGCUUUGCCAGUGCAUGGUAUAUGCAGAUAACUGCGUUAUUGUUCUUUUAACUCAUACUAAUCUUUGCACAGCAGCCUGCCGUGCCUUACUGCUUCCCUUCUUACUCCCAUCAACAUCAUUCACUGUCGAUUUAGCUCAUAGUUCUUUUUUGUUGAUAAACAAGCCCAUGCAGGAUAUCCACCCAAGGUUUGGGAACAUAGAAUGGGAAGAAUGUAGAAUUAAAGCUAUGUAGAGAUGUAUAAAGCUUGUUUUUGGAACCUUCCAACAGUCUGUUGCCUGGCACCUUCUGGGUCAAACCACCAAGCAGCAGCCGGAAUGAGAAUUCUGUGACCCCUGCCACAUGCAGAGUUGGUGAGCAGCUAGUAAUCCUGUAUGCAAGGCCUGCUCUCAGAGUGCCAUUUGUGCCAACAGUAAAGCUUGAUUUGCUUUAGAAAUUGGAACUAUGAAAAUGACAUGGAUUACUCAAUUACUUGUUUUUAUAUGCUGAGCUGGGGCAUACAUUUGUUUUAUGAUUUUCUUUUCUCUCUCUUCAGCCACUUUGUUCCUUAGAAUCUAAAGAAGCUUGUUAGAUGUACUGUAAUCUUCAUAAAAAGGAAAGAGUAGUUAUCCCGGGUGGCAUUGGGCUUGCCCACAACAUUUCUAGAGUUUCCUUAAGGCUGGGCAGUGCUUAUACAUACUAUUAGUACUCUGUGACUCCCAUUUACUUAGACACAAAGCAGCCCUUUAGUGCUGGUGCUCAGCAUGCAGUUUUUGAUGGGAUUUAACCUUUGCACAUUGCUCGCCAUUACUGGACAAUACGCAAGUGUCAACUGAGAUUCUCACUGCAGUCCAUUGGUCUGCAACUUCCUUGUGGCUCAAUGUAGGAAACUCAGCCAGUCUUGCCAACAUGUUAUAGCAAAAGCAGGAUGCCACAGAGGUGUUUAAACAUGCUUAAAGGGGAAGUUAGAUGGACCUAUUCUUAGCAACUUUUUUUUUUUUUUUUUUCAAAUCUUGAUCUUUCUGUUCUUGAACUGCAGCUAAGAAUUGUUGUCUGGUUGCCGGGGCCACAGGCUCCUGCAAUAUAAAAAAUUAUGAGGCUGUAUUUUUAUUUUUCUCAGCUUUUAUUGCUUCUAUUUCUGUUUAGCCCUUCUCUUAUUCACUCACAAUAAAAAUGUAAAUAGAAAAUAAAGGCCAGUCACAAAUUCUAUAUAUGUAGCGUUAAUUUUAAAGGGGUUGUUCACCUUUAAAUUAACUUUUAGAAUGUUGUAGAGAGUGUCAUUAUGAGACAAUUUGCUAUUGGUCUUCAUUUUUUUUUUUUUUUUACGUUUUUGAAUUGUUUAGCAGCUAUCUGGUUGCUAGGGUCCAGUUUACCCAGCAACCAGGCAGUGGUUUGAAUGCGAGACAGGAAUAUAAAUAGGAGAGGGACUGAAUAGAAAGAUAAGUAAUAAAUAGAAACAUUAACAAAACAAUUGUAGCUUUAAAGAGUUCUAGUUCUUUUGGCUGCCGGGGUCAGUGACCCCCAUUUGAAAGUUGUAAAGAGACAGAAAAGGAAAGCAAAUAAUUCAAAAACUAUAACAAAAAAAACAACUGAAAAGUGAAGUAUUGGCCAUUCUAUAACACUUAACAAAGGUAAACUGCCGCUUUAACCUCAUUCACAAUCAACCAAACAAAAGUAACCCAACCUUAUAAGCAUGGGGUCUGUUACCCACUGCCACUGUAGUUCUGCUGCAACUGCCACCUGUUUCUCCCAACACAAGCAGCAUAUGACAGACGCAUUACAUACACAACCAAAGUACCCGUGCAAGGCUGCCAUUAUGAGCAAAUAUACAUGGAUAUAAAGCCAGAAGAACUUUUUUUAUUUAAAGAGAGGAAUUUCCUUUUAUGAAUAUGUCCGACUGUUAUUCCUGAGCAAAUGAUUGGAUUGUCACUGCCUUUGCAUUGCUGGAUCUGGUUACAGAAACUCAAGGGAAUAGGCUUCUAACUGACAAAAAGCUGUAGCAGUUCCGCUUCUAUUAACUUGUUGCUUGAUACUCAUUGUCAUGUAUAUAAACUUUAUUUUCAUCAGAAUAAAGCAAUCUUUAUUAGAA
This is a messenger RNA of Xenopus tropicalis (tropical clawed frog), 6092 nucleotides long. RefSeq names its product zinc finger and BTB domain containing 2 (gene zbtb2). The coding region runs from base 1411 to 2955 and encodes 514 amino acids. The transcript has 3 exons. Gene Ontology annotation, cellular component: nucleus. The record is from RefSeq and is a predicted model, not a curated record. Lineage: Eukaryota; Metazoa; Chordata; Amphibia; Anura; Pipidae.